CCCUGAAGGCGGCGCAGACCGAUUGCGGGACGCGCUCGGAAGAUGGCCGCGGCGAUGGAGGAGGAGUUCGAAGAUGCGCCUGACGUGGAGCCGCUAGAGCCGACAUUAAAGAAUAUAAUCGAACAGAAAUCCCUCAAAUGGAUAUUCGUAGGCGGGAAAGGCGGCGUUGGCAAAACAACGUGCAGCUGCAGCCUGGCAGUGCAGCUGGCCGCAGUGCGGGAGAGUGUUCUCAUCAUCUCCACAGACCCCGCGCACAACAUCUCCGAUGCCUUUGACCAGAAGUUCUCCAAAGUGCCAACUAAAGUCAAAGGAUACGACAAUCUCUUUGCCAUGGAGAUUGAUCCUAGCUUGGGUGUCGCAGAACUUCCGGAUGAGUUUUUUGAAGAAGACAACAUGCUGAGCAUGGGCAAGAAGAUGAUGCAGGAGGCCAUGAGCGCUUUCCCCGGCAUUGACGAGGCCAUGAGCUAUGCUGAGGUCAUGAGGUUAGUCAAAGGUAUGAACUUCUCAGUGGUGGUGUUUGACACCGCUCCUACUGGACACACCCUACGUUUGCUCAAUUUCCCCACCAUUGUGGAGCGUGGACUUGGCAGGCUGAUGCAGAUAAAGAACCAGAUCAGCCCCUUCAUCUCUCAGAUGUGCAACAUGUUGGGACUGGGAGACAUGAAUGCAGACCAGCUGGCCUCUAAGCUGGAGGAGACUUUACCGGUCAUCCGCUCUGUUAGUGAGCAGUUCAAAGACCCGGAGCAGACGACAUUCAUCUGCGUGUGCAUCGCCGAGUUCCUCUCGCUGUAUGAGACCGAAAGGCUGAUUCAGGAGCUGGCAAAGUGCCGUAUAGACACGCACAACAUCGUCGUCAAUCAGCUCGUCUUCCCGGAUUCGGAGCGGCCCUGCAAGAUGUGUGAAGCUCGCCACAAGAUUCAGUCCAAGUACCUGGAUCAGAUGGAGGACUUGUAUGAGGAUUUUCACAUCAUCAAGUUGCCCCUGCUUCCCCAUGAAGUACGUGGUGCCGAUAAGGUCAACACGUUCUCCAAGCAGCUCCUGGAACCCUACACCCCCCCCAGCAAGUGACCGUCCCCUGGAUCAGAACCCACCACAGGACAUCAGUGCAUCACUAAACCCAUAAAACCAACCACAGGCAGGUUCCAUCAAGGAGAGAAGCAUUUUGGAUGUCGCCUGUAACAAGGGUCUUUCUCUCACAUACCUUUUCUGAUCUUUUUACUCAGUAUCUGUUUCUUGGAUAAAUGAAAUACUAAUGUUGAGGUGUCUCCCUGAGAAUGUCCCCCCCCUUAUUUUGAGCAAAUCACUCUAAAUUACAUGGUGAAAGGCACCUUUUGGGUUCCACUACGAGUUAUUUUAGUUUCUUGUAUUUAUUUGAAUCCUGUUAUUACAAAGAUUUAUGUAUGAACAAUACAAAGCUGGCAUCACUAACAGUGGAGUUAUGAGGUGAGUGUUUCAUUGUGGAGGUCUUCUCUAAUUUUGGAAACUUGGUGGUGGACUAUACAGGCAAUCCCCGAGUUACAAACGUCCGACUUGCGUACAACCUGUACUUACAACCCCCCCCACUUACUGAUGGGAAGUUGUCGUCGCCCUUAAGUCACACUCAGAUGAAAACUUCAUAAUUAAGCAUAUUUAGGUUUGUAAUAAAAUGGGCCUUACUUUGCAAAGUGCAUCAAAACAUUGCAUGUGUGAGCCUAAGGUAGGACAGACUUCUUUUCCUGGUGUGUCUCACUGUAUUUGGCUUUAUUUUUCUGUUUUUACCCUCCUAGCCAUGGCACUAAAGGGGAAGGUGAAACAUUGAAAAUUAAGGUGGGGUUGCGCACACAUGCUGUACCUCCGUCGCAGAGAGCACUGGGCUAAAAAGACAGUUCUUCCCAGUUGAAAUCUCACUCCAUCCCUGACCACAAGAACAGAUCUAGUCUGUUGGUUCUAAAUAAAUGAUCCUGCACUUGACUCCAGCAUGACAGUAAUAACUUGUCUAUUAUACUAUGGUUACAUCUGUUACAUUAAAUGUUUUAGUAUAGCAAGGUAUGCUAUAUACUAAGACAAAGGGUUGACACAGUGAGGGAAUGUAAUUCGGGGACUGCCUGUACCUUCAAAAUUUUUCCUAUGUUUCUUUUUAAAAUUGUUUACCUCUUGGAGGAGCCCGUUUUGCUGCGGUGUAAUCUAGCAGUUCUCAUGACACAGAACAGCACAUUUGCAUCCUGUUCCACCUGAGUACACUAGUUUUUCAGCUGCCAAGUGACCGCUCACUGCCACCCAACUCCUCCAAUGAGCUUCUGCACGGUCCAGCUGGAGAAAAAACCUGGAUCUCUUUUUCUGUCUUUCUACUGAAGUGGUUGUAUGGUAGAAAACCAGACAUGUUACAUCAAUAUUAAAAAAGAACUGAAGUGUAACAGGGACCCUCUGAUACCAAGAUGUCCUGCUUUCUUACUUCCAUAAGUCUACAGUCAUUACUCCACACAAUGAACAUGGUCCUGAGGGGCUGGAGGUACAGCUAGGCAGCCCAACGCAGCAGGCAGUUUCUAGGAGACCUGCGGAUUUACAGUGACAAGUCCUGAAUUAGCGGCAGCCUUUCAUCCCGUUAACAAGUGAAGCAAACAGGCGUUCCCACUGAGCAGCUAUGGGGAAUUACCGUGAAGAGGCAAGUAAGACUUAGAGCAAAUGGCAACGUCUUUACAGGUGGUUUUACGGCAGUCAAUCAAACAGUUUUCAGGAAAAAGCUGAGGUGUAUAAUUUCACCUGUGGACUGCAGUUCCAAACACAUCCCAGGCCUUGCACACAUUCGCUGCCUUAAGCCUGUCCGUCACUUGUUGUUAAGCGAUCCGAGUGGCCCGGGUCCGAAGCAGGGUUAGCAGCAGGAGCCAGCACUAAUGAGCACUAAAGUCCUCCCUUUUGGGUCACAUCCUGGGGCGUUUGGGCACUGGACUCACAUUUGCUUAAAUUCGGGAAUUACCUAAUCUGCGUACAAUGUUACAGUCCUCAUUUGUAAGGCACUUGCAUUCACUCGUUUUACUCCUACCAUAGUAACUACUGUCCCACAACAAGUCUCUGUUCACUAUUUUUAUGGCACACUUCU
Messenger RNA from Scleropages formosus (Asian bonytongue), 3076 nucleotides. RefSeq names its product guided entry of tail-anchored proteins factor 3, ATPase (gene get3). The transcript is spliced from 7 exons. Gene Ontology annotation, cellular component: GET complex. Lineage: Eukaryota; Metazoa; Chordata; Actinopteri; Osteoglossiformes; Osteoglossidae. The coding region runs from base 43 to 1068 and encodes 341 amino acids. Gene Ontology annotation, biological process: tail-anchored membrane protein insertion into ER membrane. The record is from RefSeq and is a predicted model, not a curated record. Gene Ontology annotation, molecular function: ATP binding; ATP hydrolysis activity.